CUUAAAAUAUGGCGGACAGUUCUCUUCCUAGUUGGCCAAUUAUAAUCAACAAAUCUUUGGAAGAAAGUGAGAUUUACAGACUUCUGAGGAGCAAACAUAAAGUUAGAGGUAUCAGUGAAUCUUCAUAAAAAUUUUUGCUAUUAUUUUCGCCGUAUCUGAAUCAGAAUUUGUUCUUACAGUUACUGACACAACUGGUCAAGGAGUUAUAAUUUUCCCUCUUUCCUCUGUCGCAUUUAUGGUCAUUUCCUUGGACCAUGCGUUGAAAGAAAACGAGGGACAAACAGUAGUUAGUGCGGACAUUGUAGAAAGGUAAGUUAAAGAUCGUUCUGAGGGAAGGCGAUAAACAUUUGGAGAGAGAUAAUUUGGCAAAAGAAACAUGCAUUUGUCAGUUACCCUGUGCCAACUACAACAACAAUAACAAUUUUAGCAACGAGCAAGGGGAUUUGAAAAGAUUUCAAUUUGGUGUAAGAGUUGAGUAAAUUCAGGUAUUGUAGUCCUUUGUGGGACUUGUGGACAAAUAAAAACCGAUUUAGCCAUCCCAUCUCUGUAACACCUGUAAGCUUGACAAUAUCAUGCUUUUCUUUUCUCAGGGUGCAGAGACUAAAUCAAGUGCAUCAAAGAGCUUACGUUAUUCUCAUGGCUGCUCUUAUGGGAUCAAAGGAAAUGCAAAACCUAACAGCACUACAAAGCAGGUUAAAUUAAAUGAAAUCUGUUUUAAUUUUUUUUAAUCACAAAUCAAUUUUUUAAGCUAUAAUUAUUGUGGGGCUUACCCCUCUUUGCAUGCAAGUUCCCAGAUCUAAGAUUAUGCUGCUGUAGUGAGGGCAGCAACAUAUCAGCAACUUCCUGUGCUGUUGACCAUGAAAUCUAGCUAAAUCUUGUCAGCUUCCCCACGUUGGAUGAAAAAUGACUUAAUGGGCAAACCCAUGGUCACAUGAAUCACCAGCUAUUAUGAUUCAUACAUUUUAUACAACUGGGUAUUUCUGUCUAGGUUAAGAGUUGCUCUGGCAGUUGGGCUAUGUUUGUUAAUUGUGCUUAUUACUCUGCCAGGUUUCUUGGAACAAAGGCAAAUUUCAUCCCUGCGCAUAGUGCUAAAGAAUGUGUUGAUUUUAUGGUUACUAUUGCCAAGGUAUGACUGAUGCUAAGGAAUGAGCCUAAACUUUUCAAUAAUUCUAGAGUCAAAGGUAUUUUCUCAUGUAGCCCAGCCUGUGUACAGCUAGCUGCCCCCACUCCUCAGAAAAAAAUCGGGAGUGAAGGGGGCAGCUGUACACAUCAGGCUAUACGGCCUGUGUAGCCUUCAUAAAAGGAAUUAUUUUAGUCAAGCAAAAGGCAAGAGAAGAAAAAGACACAUUUUUCCCCAUCCCUACUUGCCUUACUUUUACAUCUAUGUACUGUGUAUUUGGCUUUCUAAGGCAUGUUGUGUAGAGGUCAAUAAAAUUUUUUACAAGACAGUAUUUUUGUGUUCCUUUUGUUUCAAAUGGGAAAACAAUAACUUCAUUGGUAAAUAACUCUUGGUCACCAUUAGCAAAAGAUGGACCUUUUGGCAGUAUUUUUGGAUGGCACUGUUUACUUCUGCACUCGGAACAUGACAUGACAUGAAGCUGUUAAGGGGGUGAAGGUCCAUAACUGAAAACUGCCCCAUGUCAUGUUGCAUGUGUUACAUACCCUCAAAGAACAAAUUUCUUGCAGGUUACCUGUAAGCCUAUGGCAGGAUUGAUACAAGAAAGAAUGAAGAGGUUACAAGAGUCAACAGUUAGUGACAAUGUGAUUCUUCAUGCCCUUGGAAACAUUGGACUUGGCAAUCAUGGUAUCCUUUUUCAGAGGUUUUAUCCCCAAAAGCUAAAUAUGUAAAGUCCCUCAUGUUACAUCAUCUGAUGCCACAAAGUAUUGAAUCUGACACUUGAGGUGGGGGAUGCAGGCACUUGACUCUUGCAUGUGAUUGAUAAGGUACCACGUUUACAGGGUAUGGGGUUGCUAUCUUGAUUUCUUAUGAGUGGGAAGAAAGACAAAAAAAAAACUGAGAAGAAAGCACUUGCACAUGGGUAUUAGGCAGGAACCACCCCCCAAAACCAUAUCACUUCCCGUUACCAUCCCCAAGGGGAAUUUAUUCUCUACCCAGCUAUAUCUCAUCACGAGAACUCUUAAAAACAAUCUACCUUGACAAUUACAUGGAAAAUAGGGCACUGGGCAAGUCUGGGAAUGCAUGUUCAUGACUAAAUCAAAAUAAUUAUCAUUGAGGAAAUUAUACAGUCAUGUUUUCUUUCCUUAACAUCUGAAAAGAGUGUUUGGUGCUUCAAGAUGGUCUUAAAACUGUAUCCAGGGUGUCACAAGCCACAGAGGAGGAACUGAUAGACUGUAGUCUAGAUCACCAAACUGCACAGAAAGUCAUCAACUUCUUUGACAAAGACUGCAUACAGAUUUGA
Molecule: messenger RNA, 2420 nt
Organism: Porites evermanni
Lineage: Eukaryota; Metazoa; Cnidaria; Anthozoa; Scleractinia; Poritidae
Source: the annotation of a GenBank genome assembly